CUGCACUGGCCACAGCCUGCCUACUGUCACACGCUCUCCCGCGCGCAGACACACACCCGCCUCUCCUCCGCACAAAGACGGCGCGGGCGCGGGGUGACACUGGGGGGCAGCGCACGUGGGAGCCCCGCGGCUGCUCACAUCCAGGUGCUUAUUCCAUGGAGCUGGUUCGCUCAAGGAUCUAGGUGUUUCCCAGCUCCGGAAAGAAGAGAAUUCCUUCAGGAAGAUCAGAAACGACUGAUUUGGGUUCUACUCUGUGCUUCCAAAUCCCCAAUUCUGCCUGAUAGUGAGACACUCUGGGACUGUAGAACCCCAGAAACAUCCAGCCAAACCCACUUCCACCAUGGGGGCCAUGACUCGGCUGUUGGCAGGCAUCUUCCUAGCUUUGCUCGCCCUCUCUACGGAAGGUGGGGUCCUCAAGAAAGUCAUCCGGCACAAGCGAGAGAGUGGGGUGAAUAUCUCCCUGCCAGAGGAAAACCAGCCAGUGGUGUUUAACCAUGUCUACAACAUCAAGCUGCCCAUGGGGUCCCAGUGCUCAGUGGAUCUGGAAUCAGGCCAUGGGGAGAAAGACCUGGCCCCGCCAUUGGAGCCCAGUGAAAGUUUCCAGGAGCACACAGUGGAUGGAAACAACCAGAUCGUCUUCACACACCGCAUCAACAUCCCCCGCCGGGCCUGUGGUUGCGCAGCUGCUCCUGACGUCAAAGAGCUUCUGAGCAGAUUGGAGGAGCUGGAGAACCUGGUGUCUUCCCUGCGGGAGCAGUGUACCACAGGAGCAGGCUGCUGUCUCCAGCCUGCUGAAGGCCGCCUGGACACCAGACCCUUCUGCAGUGGCCGGGGGAACUUCAGCGCUGAAGGAUGUGGCUGUGUUUGCGAACCGGGCUGGAAAGGCCCCAACUGCUCUGAGCCCGAAUGUCCAGGCAACUGUCACCUGCAAGGCCAGUGCCUGGAUGGGCAGUGCCUCUGUGACGAGGGCUUCACCGGGGAAGACUGCAGCCAGCUGGCCUGUCCCAGCGACUGCAAUGACCAGGGCAAGUGCGUGAAUGGGGUCUGCAUCUGUUUCGAAGGCUACGCCGGCGCCAACUGCAGCCAGGAGGUCUGCCCGGUGCCCUGCAGCGCGGAGCACGGCAGGUGCGUGGACGGCCAGUGCGUGUGCCAAGAUGGCUUUGCCGGCGAAGACUGCAAUGAGCCCCUGUGCCUCAACAACUGCAACAACCGCGGGCGGUGCGUGGAGAACGAGUGUGUGUGUGACGCGGGCUUCACGGGCGAGGACUGCAGCGAACUCAUCUGCCCCAAGGACUGCUUCGACCGCGGCCGCUGCAUCAACGGCACCUGCUACUGCGAAGAAGGCUUCACAGGCGAGGACUGUGGUCAGCUCACCUGCCCCAACGCCUGCCGCGGCCAGGGCCGGUGCGAGGAGGGCCAGUGUGUGUGCGAUGAGGGCUUUGCCGGCGUGGACUGCGGCGAGAAGAGGUGUCCGGCCGAUUGUCACAACCACGGCCGCUGCGUAGACGGGCAGUGUGAGUGUGACGACGGCUACACAGGAGCUGACUGCGGAGAGCUGCAAUGUCCCAACGGCUGUAGUGGCCACGGCCGCUGUGUCAAUGGGCAGUGCGUGUGUGACGAGGGCUACACCGGGGAGGACUGCGCCCAGCUGCGGUGUCCCAGCGACUGUAACAGCCGGGGCCGCUGCGUCCAGGGGAAGUGUGUGUGCGAACAAGGCUUCCAGGGCUAUGACUGCAGUGAAAUGAGCUGUCCCCACGAUUGCCACCAGCACGGCCGCUGCGUGAAUGGCAUGUGCAUCUGUGACGACGGCUACACGGGCGAGGACUGCCGGGAGCUGCGGUGCCCCAGGGACUGCAGCCACCGGGGCCGCUGUGUGGACGGGCGGUGCGUGUGCGAGGACGGCUUCACCGGCCCCGACUGCGCAGAGCUCUCCUGCCCGAGUGACUGCCAUGGCCAGGGCCGCUGUGUGAACGGGCAGUGUGUGUGCCACGAAGGCUUCACGGGCAAAGACUGCAAGGAGCGGAGGUGUCCCAGCGACUGUCACGGCCGGGGCCGCUGCGUGGACGGCCAGUGCAUCUGCCAGGAGGGCUUCACGGCUCCAGACUGCGGGCAGAGGUCCUGCCCCAAUGACUGCAGUAACUGGGGGCAGUGCGUGGCAGGCCGCUGCAUCUGCAAUGAGGGCUACACAGGGGAAGACUGCUCAGAGGUGUCCCCUCCCAAAGACCUCAUCGUGACAGAAGUGACGGAAGAGACUGUAAACCUGGCCUGGGACAAUGAGAUGCGGGUCACGGAGUACCUCGUCACGUACACUCCCACCCACGAGGGCGGCCUGGAAAUGCAGUUCCGUGUGCCCGGAAACCAGACAUCCACCAUCAUCCAGGAGUUAGAGCCUGGCGUGGAGUAUUUCAUCCGUGUGUUUGCCAUCCUGGAGAACAAGAAGAGCAUCCCCGUCAGUGCCAGGGUGGCCACUUACUUACCUGCACCUGAAGGCCUAAAGUUCAAGUCCAUCAAGGAGACAUCUGUGGAAGUGGAGUGGGAUCCUCUGGACAUUGCUUUCGAAACAUGGGAGAUCAUCUUCCGGAAUAUGAAUAAAGAAGACGAAGGAGAGAUCACCAAAAGUCUAAGGAGGCCAGAGACCACGUACCGGCAAACAGGCCUAGCUCCUGGGCAAGAGUACGAGAUCUCUCUGCACAUUGUGAAGAACAAUACGAGGGGGCCAGGCCUGAAGAGGGUGACAACCACCCGCUUGGACGCCCCCAGCCAGAUCGAGGUGAAAGAUGUCACAGACACCACUGCUCUGAUCACCUGGUUCAAGCCCCUGGCUGAAAUCGACGGCAUCGAGCUCACCUAUGGUGUCAAAGAUGUGCCAGGUGACCGCACCACCAUCGAUCUCACACAGGAUGAGAACCAGUACUCCAUCGGGAACCUGAAGCCAGACACGGAAUACGAAGUGUCCCUCAUUUCACGCAGGGGUGACAUGUCCAGCAACCCGUCCAAAGAGACCUUCACGACAGGUCUGGAUGCUCCCAGGAAUCUCCGUCGUGUCUCCCAGACAGACAACAGCAUCACCCUGGAGUGGAGGAAUGGCAAGGCGGCCAUCGACAACUACAGAAUAAAGUACGCACCCAUCUCUGGAGGGGACCACGCUGAGGUCGAAGUCCCGAGGAGCCCACAAGCCACAACCAAAACCACACUCACAGGUCUGAGGCCGGGAACUGAAUAUGGAAUUGGAGUGUCUGCUGUGAAGGGAGACAAGGAGAGCGAUCCGGCCACCAUCAACGCGGCCACAGACCUGGACGCGCCCAAGGACCUUCGGGUUUCUGAAACUGCGGACUCCAGCCUGACUCUGGUGUGGAGAACUCCAUCGGCCAAGUUUGACCAUUACCGCCUCAACUACAGCCUUCCCUCUGGCCAGCCAGUGGAGGUGCGGCUUCCCAAAGCCACCACCUCCUAUGUCCUGAGAGGUCUGGAACCUGGACAGGAAUACCCCAUCCUCCUCACCUCAGAGAAGGGCAGACACAAGAGCAAGCCUGCACGUGUAACGGCAUCCACAGACCACACCCCUGAACUGGAAAACCUCACGGUGACCAAGGUUGGCUGGGAUGGCCUCAAACUCAACUGGACCGCAGCUGACCAGGCCUAUGAGCACUUUGUCAUACAGGUGCAGGAGGUCAACAGGGUGGAGGCAGCUCAGAACCUCACGGUGCCCGGCAGCCUGAGGGCAGUGGAAGUCCCGGGCCUCAAGGCCGCCACCCCUUAUAGAGUUACCAUCUACGGGGUGAUCCGGGGCCAUAGAACACCAGUGCUGUCUGCUGAGGCCUCCACAGGGGAAAGUCCCAAUUUGGGAGAGGUCACGGUGUCCAAGCUGGGCUGGGAUGCCCUCAAGCUCAACUGGACCGCUCCGGAAGGAGCCUAUGAACAGUUUCUCAUUCAAGUGCAGGAGACUGACAGAGUAGAGGCAGCCCAGAACCUCACAGUCCCAGGAGGACUGAGGUCCGUGGACUUGCCUGGGCUCAAAGCAUCCACUCGUUAUAGCAUCACCAUCCGCGGGGUCACUCGAGACUUCAGCACAGCCCCUCUGUCUGUUGAAGUCUUGACAGAGGAGGUUCCAGAUCUGGGAAACCUCACAGUGACCGAGGUUAGCUGGGAUGCCCUCAGACUGGACUGGACCACCCCAGAUGAGAUCUAUGAGCAGUUUGUCAUUGAGGUCCAAGAGGCUGACCAGGCCAAAGAAGCUCACAGUCUCACAGUUCCUGGCAGCCUGCGCUCCGUGGAAAUCCCAGACCUCAGGGCUGGGACCCCUUACACAGUCACCCUGCACGGCAAGGUCAGGGGCCGCCGCACUCGACCCCUUGCUGUCGAGGUCAUCACAGAGGAGCUCCCUGAGCUGGGAGACUUAGUCGUGACCGAGGCUGGCUGGGAUGGCCUCAAACUCAACUGGACCGCAGCUGACCAGGCCUAUGAGCUCUUUGUCAUACAGGUGCAGGAGGUCAACAGGGUGGAGGCGGCUCAGAACCUCACGGUGCCCGGCAGCCUGAGGGCAGUGGAAGUCCCGGGCCUCAAGGCUGCCACCCCUUACAGAGUUACCAUCUAUGGGGUGAUCCGGGGCUAUAAAACACCAGUGCUGUCUGCUGAGGCCUUCACAGCCGGAGAACCUGAAAUUGGAAACUUAAAUGUUUCCGCCAUAACUCCUGAGAGCUUCAAUCUCUCCUGGACAGCUACUGAUGGGGCCUUCGAGACCUUUACCAUUGAAAUUAUUGAUUCCAAUAGGUUCCUGGAGACGAUGGAAUAUAACGUCUCUGGUGCUGAACGAACUGCCCACAUCUCAGGGCUCCGCCCUAGUAACGAUUUUAUUAUCUACCUCUCGGGACUUGCUCCCAGCAUCCGGACCAAAACCAUCAGUGCCACAGCCACCACAGUAGCCGAACCUCUCCUUAGCCACCUCACUGUCUCAAACGUGACCUGGGGUAGUGUGUCCAUCUCGUGGGAAGCUCAGGAGUCUGCCUUUGAUAGCUUUCUUAUAGAAGUUAGGAAUUCUGACCACCCCCAGGAGACGGUGGUACAUUCUGUGCCUGCAGCAUCUCGCAGCUCGGUCAUCACCAACCUCAAAGCAUCUUCUAAUUACACUGCCCACCUUCAUGGGCUGAUUGGCGGGCAGCGUGCUCAGACCCUGAUGGUCCAAGCAACCACAGAGCCAGAGCCACAGUUGGGCAUACUAAUCCUUAGCAAUAUUACUCCUGACAGCUUCAACGUGUCAUGGACCACUCGAGCUGGGCCUUUUGCAAAGAUUGUUAUCAAUGUUAGUGAUUCUCAGUCGCUCCAUGAGUCACAGCAAUUCACAGUCUCAGGAGAUGCACAGCAUGCUCACGUCACCGGCUUGGUGGAGAACACUGGCUAUGAUGUUAGUGUGACAGGGACCACCUGGGCUGGGGACCCCAGCAGACCCCUCACUGCCUUUGUCGUGACAGAGGCCCUGCCCCUUCUGGAAAACCUAACAAUUUCCGACAUUAAUCCCUACGGGUUCACAGUUUCCUGGAUGGCAUCGGAGAAUGCCUUUGACAGCUUCCUAGUAACGGUGGUGGAUUCUGGGAAGCUGCUGGAUCCCCAGGAAUUCACACUUUCAGGAACCCAGCGGAAGCUGGAGCUCAGAGGCCUCAUAACUGGCAUUGGCUAUGAGGUUAUGGUCUCUGGCUUCACCCAAGGGCACCAAACCAAGCCCUUGAGGGCUGAGAUUGUUACAGAAGCCGAGCCGGAAGUUGACAACCUUCUGGUUUCAGAUGCCACCCCAGACGGUUUCCGUCUGUCCUGGACAGCUGAUGAAGGGGUCUUCGACAGUUUUGUUCUCAAAAUCAGAGAUACCAAAAAGCAGUCUGAGCCACUGGAAAUAACCCUACUUGCCCCCGAACGUACCAGGGACAUAACAGGUCUCAGAGAGGCCACUGAAUAUGAAAUUGAACUCUAUGGAAUAAGCAAUGGAAGGCGGUCCCAGCCAGUCAGUGCUAUAGCAACAACAGCUAUGGGCUCCCCAAAGGAAAUCAUUUUCUCAGACAUCACUGAAAACUCCGCCACUGUCAGCUGGAUGGCGCCCACUGCCCAGGUGGAGAGCUUCCGGAUUACUUACGUGCCCAUUGCAGGAGGGACUCCCUCGGUGGUAACUGUGGAUGGAACCAAGACUCAGACCAGGCUGGUGAAGCUCUUACCUGGUGCGGAGUACCUUGUCAGCGUCAUCGCCAUGAAGGGCUUUGAGGAAAGCGAGCCUGUCUCUGGAUCAUUCACCACAGCGCUGGAUGGCCCGUCUGGCCUGGUGACAGCCAACAUCACUGACUCAGAAGCCUUGGCCAUAUGGCAGCCAGCCAUCGCCCCCGUGGACAGUUACGUCAUCUCCUACACGGGGGAGAGAGUGCCAGAAAUUACACGCACGGUGUCCGGGAACACGGUGGAGUAUGCGCUGACUGGUCUCGAGCCUGCCACGGAAUACACGCUGAGGAUCUUUGCGGAGCAAGGGCCCCAGAAGAGCUCAGCCAUCACUACCAAGUUCACAACAGACCUCGAUUCUCCAAGAGAUUUGACUGCUACUGAGGUUCAGUCGGAAACUGCCCUCCUCACCUGGCGACCCCCCCGGGCGUCUGUCACCGGUUACCUAUUGGUGUAUGAAUCCGUGGAUGGUACAGUCAAGGAAGUCAUUUUGGGUCCAGACACCACCUCUUAUAGUUUGGCAGAGCUGAGCCCAUCCACCCACUACACGGUCAAGAUCCAGGCAUUGAAUGGGCCCCUGAGGAGCAAGCUAGUCCAGACUUUCUUCACCACAGUUGGACUCCUGUACCCAUUCCCCAGGGACUGCUCCCAAGCGAUGCUGAAUGGAGACACGACCUCGGGCCUCUACACCAUUUAUCUGAAUGGCGAUAAGGCCCAGCCGCUGGAAGUCUUCUGUGACAUGACCUCUGAUGGGGGUGGAUGGAUUGUGUUCCUGAGACGCAAAAAUGGACGUGAGGAUUUCUAUCGAAACUGGAAGGCCUAUGCUACUGGGUUUGGGGACCGCAGAGAAGAAUUCUGGCUUGGGCUGGACAACCUGAACAAAAUCACAUCCCAAGGGCAGUACGAGCUGCGAGUAGACCUGCGGGACCACGGGAAGUCAGCCUAUGCUGUCUAUGACAGGUUCAGCGUGGGUGAUGCCAAGACGCGCUACAAGCUGAAGGUGGAGGGGUACAGCGGGACAGCAGGUGACUCUAUGGCCUAUCACAAUGGCAGAUCCUUCUCCACCUAUGACAAGGACACGGACUCAGCCAUCACCAACUGUGCCCUCUCCUACAAGGGGGCUUUCUGGUACAAGAACUGUCACCGUGUCAACCUGAUGGGGAGAUAUGGGGACAAUAACCACAGUCAGGGUGUUAACUGGUUCCACUGGAAGGGCCAUGAAUAUUCAAUCCAGUUUGCUGAGAUGAAGCUGAGACCCAGCAACUUCCGAAAUCUUGAAGGCAGGCGCAAACGAGCAUAAAUUCCAGGGACAACUGGGUGAGAGAGAAGUAGGGCCCAGAGAAAGAAAAAAAUUUUACCAAAGCAUCGAUACAAUCAAUCUAACCACCAAGCCACACCUGGACAUUUGGCAGGAGUUAAAGUUGACCAUGGAUCAUCAGGGCCAAAGGCAGCAGCACUGUCCUGGCCCCCCUCUGCAGUUACUUCCUUCACACCAAAGACGACAGUCUCCAACCUGUUUCCGUUUUGUUGUUUGAAUCAGCAAAAAUCUUCCAGUGACAGCAUCGCCAUGGUUUUCCUUCUCUUGGGUGGCUCUGGGAAUGGGAGAGGGGUAGGCUGUACAGUGGUAGUUUUAGGACCAGCUGUAUUUUACCCAAAGCUGUGUAAUUAAUUAUCAUUAUUUUUGUUAGCAAUGAGUCAAUGUGUGUCAUUGGAAGCCAUCCCUUUUUUUACAUUUCAUACAACAGAAACCAGAAAAGCAAUACUGUUUGGAUUUUAAGGAUAUGAUUAAUAUUAUUAAUAUAAUAAUGAUGAUGAUAAAAACUAAGGGUUUUUAAAGAGAUCUUCCUUUCCCAAACACAUCUGGACAGUACCUGAUUGUAUUUUUUUUUUUAAUAAAAGCACAAGUACUUUUAAA
Molecule: messenger RNA, 8110 nt
Organism: Equus quagga
Lineage: Eukaryota; Metazoa; Chordata; Mammalia; Perissodactyla; Equidae
Gene: TNC
Product: tenascin C
Exons: 30
Coding region: 341-7495 (2384 amino acids)
Molecular function (GO): protein binding
Source: RefSeq, a predicted model, not a curated record